Canis lupus familiaris (dog) is the source of this 1740-nucleotide messenger RNA. RefSeq names its product izumo sperm-egg fusion 1 (gene IZUMO1). The record is from RefSeq and is a predicted model, not a curated record. The coding region runs from base 520 to 1719 and encodes 399 amino acids. Gene Ontology annotation, biological process: heterotypic cell-cell adhesion; sperm-egg recognition; fusion of sperm to egg plasma membrane involved in single fertilization. NCBI's taxonomy places the organism in Eukaryota, Metazoa, Chordata, Mammalia, Carnivora, Canidae. Gene Ontology annotation, molecular function: signaling receptor binding; protein binding involved in heterotypic cell-cell adhesion. Gene Ontology annotation, cellular component: acrosomal membrane; plasma membrane. The transcript has 9 exons.
AGCGUUGGGCUUGUGGGGCGGGGCCAAGGAAACUCCCAGGGAGCAUCUUCUGGGAAGUUGCGGCCCCAAGUGGGAAGCUAGAAGCUGGAAGCUGUGGAAACUCCUUGUAGAUCGGGCGAACGGUGACCUUGACUCCAUUCAAAAAGCUCUCCAAAUUACGCGACCAACCUCACCCUCUCCCCCCAAAAUCCUUAAUUUUAUUCGCGGGAAAAUAGAGUUGGAAGGACGGGCCCUGCUUGUCCUAAAAGCCCUCAGCCCGGAUUCGGCUCUUCAGCGAACCCUAGUAUUUGAGGGUGCAACAGUCGAGGCCAAGAUCGGAGAGCGGUUGUUAACGGUGCACCGGAUCUCCGGACUUCCCGGUUUCCUAACCGAGAAGUGUGCGCCCUGCAAAUAUUUUGGGGGUCUUCGUCUCGAGGAAUAGCUUCGAGUCUAACGCUUCCCUCUCUUCUUCCUAGCGUGAACGUUUAGGGUGAGAGGACCCUCCCCCAAGCACUGCGCGGACUGAGCGCUCUGGCCGCAAUGGGUCCGCAACUUCCCCUCCUGGUGGCGGCGCUGGCCGGCUGCCUGCUUCCUGCCCGGGGCUGUGUCACUUGCGAUGCAAAGGUCGUGGAGGCGCUAUACCACUUUGAGAUGGAGUACCUGCCGAGUCGGAGUCAGGAACUGCAAGGAGUGUUGGACAGGAUAAAAUAUCUGCUGAACGAUUUCAAGAAAAUCCCAGAUUUAAAUGAUCAACAUUUAGGGGUUGUCGAUUCCCCCACACUGCAAAAGUUAUCCGUGGAUUUUCUGAAGAAUUUGAAACGUAUCACAAACUCUGAAGAACAAGGUGAGGCUUUCCUGAGUCAGAUAUUCUGGAUGUUAAUCAAGCAAAAAGCUUCCAUUCUGACAACUAUAACCCAGUUCCAAAAAAAGGGUUUUUGUCCCAACAAAUGUGGUCAGAUGUUGCAGACUCUGAUCUGGUGCCAUAACUGCUUGAAGAGAAUACACACUUGUCGAAAGUCCAUCGAUUGCGGAGUGCACGAAGUCGUGGUCCAUGAACUGGAAGACCUGGUCCUGGAUUGUGAGCUCAGCUGGCAUCGAAUCUCUGCAGGCCUGAACAAUUACACAUUUUACAGGGUUUUAGGGAGCAACAGCUUGCUGCUGUCCGUGGGGAAAGAGCCCACCCUGACCAAGACCAUGGUGAGAUUAGAAGAUGCAGGUACCUACCGCUGCGAGUUGGCCAAUAUGAAAACCUCCCGUGCCGCGGUCACGCAUUUUCGUGUCAGAGGACUCCUUCCCUCUCUAUCAGUGCUGCCCCAAAGAGCCGGUGGAGCCGGACGGUCGUCACCAACCACUACUACUGCUACCACAGAGUACGAAUUCUCUACGGAAUGGGAUCUCUCUCUGCUCUUCCCAACCGCCCUGGCUAAUCCGUCAGAGUGUCCGAAGUCCGAGGACGUUCUGAGAGGCCGUCUGAUAGGACUGCUGCUCUGGGGCUUACUGGUGCUGUUAAUCGCCUUUGUGACCGCGAUCCUUUGCUUUCGACCUGGGAAGGUGAUCAAUUACAUAAAGGCUUGGAGGACCAACCAGAAGGAGGCUGCUCAGCAGGCCCAGACUGCUAUGGAGCCCCAGGCUGCCCUGGAGUCCCAGGGUGCCCAGAAGCCCCAGAGUGCCCGGAAGCCCCAGGCUGCCCCGAAGCCCAGUGUUCCAAAGGGAAAACUCUCGGCAUCAAAGCUCCAGUAAAGAUUUAUCUGGUGGUCUAAA